AUGAGUGAUCGUGUGCCACCAGCCAUUGCAAAUACAGAGUUGGAAGCUGCAUUGGCCCGAGCUCGAGGCAGAGGAGGUGUUGCCGCGCAAAGGAGGUUGAAAGCAAUCCACCUUACCAUUUUGCGUCGGUACACGGUCCAGCUUCAAGCCGUCAUUGGUGGUGGUGCGGAAUCUCGAUCUCCCCGGGGACGUUUGCAGUCUAUACAGGAUCGCAUCGUAUUCUUGGAGGAGGGCAACUAUCCCGAGAGAUUUGCCCCGGUGAUACCGCCGCUAACUGUUGACUCGGACAGUGACUGCUCACUUCUUGAGGUGGAAGGAUCGGACGAAGAAGCAGCUAAUCAGCCGGCCACUUCAUCCGCCGCUCCUGAGAUCCCACCUUGGAGAAUACAAGAGCUGUCGAUUGCACCUGAAGAGGUACCGCCGUGGAGAAGGCCACAGUCGCCUGCCUCGGCCUCCUUCACCGGAGACCGAUCCGGCGCCUGUGACAGCGCCUGUGGUUGGCUUGAGUGCGAAAUCCCGGCCAGUGCCAUCUUCGUCAGUGCAGAUUAUUCCUGCUGCGAAGCGCAAGCCAUCUGGCCCGGCACCGCCUGCAUCUACGUGUUUGUGCUGAGUUACGCAGUGCGGGACUCCACUUGCAGAGGCGAAGCGCUUGUUGAGUUCUGGGCUGAGCUGAUCCGGCAGGGGAAGGAGCUUGAGGCGCUGUAUCACAUUGACGAUAAGUUCGCCAUUGUCCAAGAGAUCUGUAACUUGGACCAUUCUGUGAUUACGGCAUAUCGCUUCAAUCCCAGGUUCGCCAAGAAGCCCAGGGACAAGUCUCGGAUGCACAAGAGCAAGCCAGACGAUUUGUGGAAGAAAGACCCGGAUACUCCUGGGGCCGAGCAGUUUGCCUAUUCCGCCCAGGACUCCUCGGGAGUCUACAUGCUAGAGUGGAUUGCUGACAGUGGUGCAGGCGUGCUAAAGGACUCUGCAGCAGCAAAGUCCAAAGAGGGUGUGACAGUCAAGUUUGACACCCAUAUGCAUGGUGAAGAGGACAAGGAUUUCCAUCCUACUGCCUAUGCGGCCUUCGUCAUCAACACCGUGCCAAAGGCCGAGGAUGAGGUCACUAGGUUUGAGAAGGCCACAGGCCGAUCGCAUUGCCACUGCAACACGAAAGGCAUCGCCAACGACACCGUCACCUGCUCCCGGCACACCGAUGCCCGGAACGCCAAUUCCAGAGGCGUGUUUGGAGAAUCUUUGCAUGCUCAAGAGUAUAUGGAACACUGCAUGGAGAAGUCAGUCAAGAUCACAUGUCAACAGGAGGGCGCCUUUGACCUUGUGUACUGCCAUACCAAGUGCCAGCUUGCAAACGGCUUGACUAAGGCCUGGGAGCUGGGUUCGGCGAUCCUCGAUGCUAUGCAAGUGCGCCAGGAUGCAGUGACCUGGAACUGCAUAGCCUAUUUGUGCAGCCGAGCCCAGCACUGGAAGGAGGCGUUGUGCAUGCUCCUUGGGGCGGACCUGCCGGGCUUCAACGCGGCCCUGCGCUCCGCGGUCGGCGCCUGGGCUCAGGCGCUGCGUCUGCUGCGCGCCAUGGCCUGCCGCGUCCUGGAGCCGGACCAGGUGAGCUUCGGCAGCAUGUCCGUGGCCUGGCGCUCGGCGGAGGAGCUGCUGCUGGAGAUGCCGCGCAGGCAGAUCCAGCGGGGCCUCGUGGCGUGGAACGCCCUGACCGCCGACACCGCCGCGACCUCCGCCUGGGCGCGGGGCCUGGCGAGGCUGCGGCGCCGGCGGUGCCAGGGGGACGCGGCCUUGGACUGCCGCACAUUUCAGCCCGCGCUCAGUGCGGUUUGGCCUCACGCCCUGCAGGUGCUGAGGCAGAUGCAGCGAGAGGUGGAGCCUGACGCCUUGAGCCGCAACCAGGCGCUCGCCUCGGCGCCAUGGCAGACCGCGCUGGCAUGGCUGCCACAGGUGGAGGCCGUGGCUUUCAGCGCCAUGGCAGCGCCCUGGGCAACGGGUGUCGUGUUGCUGGGCCAGCUGGUGCGCUCGCGCCUGGACGACGCGGUGGCCUGGGCCGGCGCCAUCGGAAGCAGCCGCUGGGACCUGGCGCUGCAGCUGCAGCACGCAGCGACGCCCUCGCAGAUCUGCGCGAACUCCGCCUUGAGCGCCUGCGAGAAGCUGCGGGCCUGGCAGCCGGCGCUGGCCACGCUGCUCCACCGCGACGACGCGGACCGGGUGAGCUUCAACUCCUGCAUCAGCGCCUGCCAAGCCGCUGAGUGGCCCCUCGCGCUUCGUCUCGCGGAGCUUUCCGCGGCGAAGGGGCCGCUGCUCGUGGACGAUUUCAAUGCGCUGCUGGCCAGUUGCGAAGAUGCGCCGUGGAACGUGGCUCUGGCUAUCCUGGAAGACUUGAAGGAAAAGCUACUGGUUCCUGACAUCUUCAGCUUCAAUAGCGCCAUGAGCGCGCUCAAGUCCGAGAGCUGGCAAAGAGCUCUGAUCCUCUUCGAGGAGAUGACCUUUGCCCGCGUGGCACCGGACGUGCUGAGCUUCGGCUGCGCGCUGCAGGCCUGCGCCACCGCCCGCGCCUGGCGACACGCGCUGGAGCUGCUGCGGCACAUGGAGGAGCUGAGCAUUCCAGGCAACCCCCUGAUCCAUGGCUCCGCGCUGCUCGCCUGCGGAGCCCAUGGCGCGGCCGCGGCGCCGCUCUUGGCGCGGCUCAGGGAGGAGCCCAAGAAGAAGAAGAAGAAGCAGAGGGAUGAGGCGCCAAAGGCUGCCGCAACGGGCGCCACAGGCACUUCAAAGCCCUCGGCCCUCAAGAUGCUGAGGCCUCGGAAGUCCGGGCGGCACUUCACGCUGUCCGUGGCACUGCCGGCCAGCAUCAUGGACAAUGCCCAGGGGGGCGAGCUCAAGGCCGUGCUGGUGGGGCACAUCGCCCGGGCACUGACCAUCUACGGCGUGGACGAGGUGGUGAUCUUUGAAGAUCGCUCCGACGCCGAAAUGAGCGAUCAGGAGGGCGUCUCCAAUGCAAUGGCCUUCUUCGCCCGGAACCUGCAGUAUUUGGAGAUGCCCCAGUAUUUGCGGAAGCCACUGGUGCCCAUGCACAAGGAUCUGAAGUGGGUGGGUUUGCUGGCGCCGCUGGACGCGCCCCACCACAUGAAGAAGUACGAGCGAAUGCCCUACCGAGAAGGAGUGGUCCUUCGCAACCAGAAGGACUGGCCCUCGCCGGUGGAGGGCGAGAAGGGCGUGUGGGUGAACUGCGGCCUUUCCGACCCGGUCUGGGUGGCAGGCAAGGAGAUCCCCAGCGACCUCCGCAUCACGGUACGCUUGGAGGAGUCCGGCGGCGAUGGCAAGGGCCGCGGCCGCGGCGGUCGCGGCUCCGGGGGCGGCCGUGGGCAGGGUGGGGGCGGCCGUGGGCAGAGCAGUGCGACGCCGCGAGGCGUGGCGGUGGAACCCUCGGAGCCGCGCACCAAAGCGGGGCUCUACUGGGGCUUCCAGACCAGGUUAGCUGGCAAUCUGAAGGCCGUCUUUGAGGAGUGCCCCUUCGGCAGCUACGACCUGAGCAUCGGCACCUCGGAGCGGGGCGAGGCCUUGGGCCUGGGGCGACUGCCCAAGUUUCAGCACCUCCUGCUCGCCUUCGGCGGUUUGGGAGGCUUUGAGGAGGUCAUCGCCGACGCAAAGAGCGGCUAUGAUGAAGCAGAUCCAAAGUCUUUAUUUCACCGCUACGUGAACGUUUGCCCCCGCCAAAAGUCCCGGACCAUUCGAACGGAAGAGGCGCUGUUGAUUGCCCUGACGACCUUGGAUCCUCUCUUGCCAGAUGGGUAA
Messenger RNA from Effrenium voratum, 3789 nucleotides. The record is from the annotation of a GenBank genome assembly. NCBI's taxonomy places the organism in Eukaryota, Dinophyceae, Suessiales, Symbiodiniaceae.